AAACCCCAGUCUUCAAUUAAUUUUCCUACUCACGUCGCGACAAAAACUGACAGCAGCCAUGUUCCUCUUCCCAAAAUACCCCUCCCCAGUUGCGUGACCCAACGGCUAAGCUUCUUCCUCUUCCCAAACGUGGCACUCAUCGACCGCAUUCACUGACAUGUCGGUUCAUUCCGAUUAUUAUGAGGCGCGAUGCAUACGAUCGUUGCUCCUUCCAAUGAAAACCCUGCGUUUUAGUGGAAAUUGGAAUUAUCCGACGUGUCAUUUCUUAAAAUUACAGGGUGUUUUUGGUAAAUUUAGGGUUUAUAACUGCACAGUGAAAAGAAUAAAACCUUAUCCAUUAUCAGUAAAAAAAUAAGAUGGAAAGAAACCCCAACAAGCUUUAUAAAAAGAACUCAACCAAAUCAAUCCAAACUCCAACGAUUUUCCGCUCCGAUUACAGAAAAAGUUAGUUUCAGAUUCCAAACUAAUUCACAAGUUUCCUUUCUCAUCUCAUGGCGACUGGAAAAAGCUGUUACGGCCGCUCCAACUACCGUUUCCUCUCCGGCGACAUCUCCGGCCACCACCACUCCUUCACUUCCGACUUACCGUUCGAACUCAACGAAUCGGACAUCUACAACUCCGGUAGUUUGAUAUCGCCGGAGAUUCGGCGAUCUCCGAUCCCGGCGAAGCGAAUCUCGAAAAAGCCGUCGUCGAAUCCAGUGGAGUUACGCGGUGGUGCUUCGUCGCUGCCGGUGAAUAUCCCGGACUGGUCGAAGAUUCUAAAGGAGGAGUACAGAGAGAAGCGGAGUGUUGAAUACGACGAGGAUAUGGAGGAAGACGAGGACGAUUGGGAGGAAAUGAGAGUGCCGCCUCACGAGUUUUUGGCGAGGCAAACGGCGAGGACUAGGACGGCGUCGUUUUCGGUGCACGAAGGAAUUGGAAGGACGUUGAAAGGGAGAGAUCUGAGUAGGGUGAGAAAUGCAAUAUGAGAAAAAAUUGGGUUCGAGGAUUGAAAUAUGAUUAUUAUGAAGGACUUAUAGUGUAAAUAAUUGUUGUAUGGGCGUUACUGGUAAGUUUCUGGAAAAUAGAAGCUCCAUUAAUGCUGUAAAAUAUAAUUAUUUCUUCUUCUUAUUAUUGUUAUUGAUUUUGCUGCUGGUUCUUA
Molecule: messenger RNA, 1141 nt
Organism: Cucurbita pepo subsp. pepo (vegetable marrow)
Lineage: Eukaryota; Viridiplantae; Streptophyta; Magnoliopsida; Cucurbitales; Cucurbitaceae
Product: protein S40-4
Source: RefSeq, a predicted model, not a curated record